Ceraceosorus guamensis is the source of this 588-nucleotide messenger RNA. RefSeq names its product PR-1-like protein. The record is from RefSeq and is a predicted model, not a curated record. The annotation marks the transcript as partial. Gene Ontology annotation, cellular component: extracellular region. The transcript has 4 exons. Lineage: Eukaryota; Fungi; Basidiomycota; Exobasidiomycetes; Ceraceosorales; Ceraceosoraceae.
CCGAGCGGCGAUAUGGGACUUUACAGCGCCGGAGGCAAUGGCGGCACCGUGAGCGCUCGCGGAUAUCUCAGGUACCACAAUUAUUAUCGCAAAAGGCACGCAGUACAAGAGCUGUCUUGGCAGACGAAACUCCAAGCUGCUGCUCAAGAGGCUGCCAACCGAUGCAAGUUCGAGCAUACGCAUGGUCAAUGGGGCGAGAACAUCUAUGCCUCCACCAGCGAUCCGCCUGUCUCCGAGGUCGUUGGUAGUUGGUACAAUGAGGUAAACGACUUUGGAAGUGGCGGCUUCUCAGAAGCGACGGGACACUUCACUCAGAUCGUUUGGAGUGACACUGACGCCGUUGGCUGCGCCAAAGCAAAGUGCUCCGGCAAUGACUUGGGCUUUGGUUCCUCCUUCGGCGAGGGAUACGUCGUCUUCUGCGAAUACAAUCCUCCUGGCAACGUGCUAGGAGAGUUUCAGCAAGAGGUGGCCGCUCCGCAAGCUGCCAGCAGCGAUCGAGCUGUGCGCACAAAGAACAACGGCAGCAAAUCGUCUUCGCGGCGUUCGAGCUACCGAAAGUCGCAGUCGUGGCACAGCGGCACCACAUAA